CGGACCGCAGACUGUUGAGGAACACCGAGUCACGCUGUCGAGGAAGGGAGACCAUCCAGGAUGCCAGAGCCAAUCAAAAAACCAGCUCCAGCCGAGGCCCCUGCUGAGGGAGCCGGGGAGUCCGAGGCCAAACCGGAGCAGAACCCAGCUCCGCCUGCAGCAGCACCGACACCAGAGGAGCCUCCUGCCCCGGCUGAGGACGUGCAGCCUCCAGACACCAGGCAGGACCUGACUGGACUCUUCACAGAGAAACCCCAGAGUGGAGAAGUCACAGUGGGUGAAAACAUCACGUUUGUUGCUAAAGUGAACGCCGAGUCGCUGCUGAAGAAACCCACCAUCAAAUGGUUCAAGGGGAAGUGGAUGGACCUCGCCAGCAAGUCUGGAAAACACCUGCAGCUGAAGGAGACGUACGACCGCAACACCAAGGUCUACACGUUUGAGAUGCAGAUCAUUGCAGCCAAGCCCAACUUUGCCGGAGCGUACAGAUGUGAGGUUGCGUCCAGGAACAAGUUCGACAGCUGCAACUUUGAGCUGGCUGUACACGAGGCCAGGGCUCCUGAAGGUCUGGACAUCAGAGCAGCUUUUAGGCGCACGAGCGAAGCCACUAAGAAGAGAAGCGGACCAUCGUUAAGUAGCACGGAUGGAAAUGAAGACUCAGGAGAACUGGACUUCAGCGCUUUGUUAAAGAAGAGAGAAGCGGUGCAGACGAGCUCAGAUCCCGACGUGGACAUCUGGAAGAUCCUCAGCAGCGCUCCCGCCUCAGAAUAUGAAAAGAUUGCCUUUCAGCAUGGCAUCACCGACCUGCGAGGGAUGCUCAAGAGACUGAAGAAGAUGAAGAAAGAGGAGAAGAAGAGUGAAGCUUUCCUCAAGAAGCUGGAUCCGGCCUACCAGGUGACCAAGGGACAGAAAAUCAAGCUCGCGGUUGAGGUCGCCAAUGAGGACGUUGAGGUGAAGUGGCUGAAGAACGGACAAGAAAUCCAGCCGACUGGAAGCAAGUACAUAUUUGAGAGUGUCGGCAACAUGCGCUACCUCACCAUCAGCAACUGCUCCCUGGCUGACGACGCCGCGUACUGCUGCAUCGUGGGCGAGGAGAAGUGCACCACUGAGCUCUUUGUUAAAGAGCCUCCUGUCACCAUAGUGAAAAACCUGGAGGAUCAGAUGGUCAUGAAGGGUGAGCGGGUGGAGCUGGAGUGUGAAGUCUCGGAGGAAGGAGCCAAUGUUAAAUGGGAGAAAGACGGCGUGGAGCUGACCAGGGACGAGUCUUUCAAGUACCGCUUCAAGAAAGACGGCUGCAAGCACGUGCUGAUCAUCAACGAGGCCACCAAAGAGGACUGCGGCCACUACAAGGUUAAAACCAAUGGCGGCGAGUCCAUGGCUGAGCUCCUGGUGCAGGAGAAAGAGCUGGAGGUCUACCAGAGCAUCGCUGACCUCACGGUGAAGGCCAAGGAUCAGGCGGUUUUCAAGUGCGAGGUGUCGGACGAGAACGUGAGGGGAACCUGGUACAAGAACGGCGUGGAAGUCAAGGCAGACGCCAGAAUAAAUAUCACACAUAUCGGCAGGAACCACAAACUGACCAUCGAUGAAGUCAAGCCUGAGGACGAGGGCGACUACACGUUCGUGCCCGACGGCUACGCCUUCAACCUUUCUGCUAAACUCAAUUUCUUGGAGGUGAAGAUCGACUUUGUGCCACGUCAAGACCCUCCUAAGAUCCACCUCGACUGUAUGGGUCGCACUGCCGAGUCGACCAUCGUGGUGGUGGCUGGAAACAAACUUCGCCUGGACGUCCCCAUCACCGGAGACCCAGCUCCCACAGUGAUCUGGACCAAAGGAGAGAAGGUGAUCACAGAAGGAGACGGCAGAGUCCAUGUGGAAACCACCAAGGGUCACUGCAUCUUCACUCUGGAGGGGGCAGAGAGGCAGGAUGAGGGAAUCUACUCGGUCGUGGUUCGAAACCCUGCUGGGGAAGACACUGCCGAUAUCAAUGUGAAAGUUGUCGAUGUUCCCGACCCUCCCCAGGCUCCCACAAUCCUCAGCAUGGGGGAGGACUCCUGCGUGGUCCACUGGGAACCCCCUCUGUUUGACGGCGGACAGCCGGUCAUCGGUUAUGUGAUUGAGAGGAAGAAGAUUAAGAGCUUCAGGUGGAUGAGACUGAACUUUGACCCCUACCCCAAAACCACCUACGAAGCCCGACGAAUGAUUGAAGGCGUAGCGUACGAGAUGCGAGUCUACGCCGUCAACAGCAUCGGCAUGUCUCGCCACAGUCCCGCCUCACAGCCGUUCGUGCCCAUCGCCCCGACCAGCGAGCCCAUCGGACUGUGUGUCGACGACGUCAGCGACACUUCCAUCGUGCUGAAGUGGCGGCGGCCUGAGAGGAUCGGCUCGGCUGAACUCGAGGGCUACGGGGUCGAGUACUGCAAGGAGGGCACUGAUGAAUGGAUCCCAGCCAUGGAGGGUCUGACAGACAGGACAUCAAUGACCAUCAAAGAUCUCACCACCGGAGACAAACUGCAGUUCCGUGUCCGGGCCUACAACACGGCUGGACCCAGCGCUGCCGCCACUCUGGCCCAACCCGUCACCAUCAGAGAGAUCAUGCAACGUCCUAAAAUUUGGCUCCCCAGAAACCUUCGCCAGACUCUCAUCAAGAAAGUCGGAGACACCGUCAACAUUGUGAUUCCGUUCCAGGGUAAACCCAGGCCCAAGGUAACAUGGAGCAAAGACGGGGAGGCCCUCAGCCCCCAGUUCGCCAGCGUGAGGAACAGCGAAAUUGAUACGAUCCUCUUCAUCCGCAAGACGGAGCGGAAGCACUCGGGGCAGUACGACCUCCAGGUGCAGAUCGAGAACGUGGCGGAUACGUCUAAAAUCAUGCUGCAGAUUGUUGAUCUCCCGGGGCCUCCACAGGCUCUGAAGAUCGUGGAUGUCUGGGGAUUCAACGUGGCGCUGGAGUGGAAGCCACCGAAGGACAACGGUAACUGUGAGAUCACCGGUUACAACAUCCAGAAAGCUGACAAGAAGACCAUGGAGUGGUACACCGUCUACGAGCAGUACAGGAGAACCAACUGCGUCGUGUCCGACCUCAUCAUGGGAAACGAGUACGUCUUCCGAGUCUUUGCCAUCAACCUGGUGGGCCUCAGUCAGGAUCCCUGCGAAACCAAAGACAGCGUUUUCAUCCACAAAACAGGUAUCGCGUACAAGCCGCCCACCUACAAGGAACACGACUUCUCACAGGCGCCCAAGUUCACACAUCCUCUGGUGAACCGCUCCGUCAUCGCCGGCUACAACGCCACGCUCAGCUGCUCCGUGAGCGGAAUACCGAAGCCCAAAGUGACCUGGUACAAGAACAAAAUGGACAUCUCGCACGAGGCCAAGUACCGAAUGCUCAGCAAGCAGGGCGUGCUGACGCUGGAGAUCCGAAAGCCGUGUCCGUUCGACGGCGGGGUGUACAUGUGCAAGGCGGUCAACGACAGCGGGGAAGACAUCGUGGAGUGUAAGCUGGAGGUUCGCCCUCAAAUUCCAAAGGAAGAAAAGAAAGAUGCCAAGAAGUGAAGCCACCAGCUGAAGAGAGGAUCGAUGUCUCUGCUCCCUGUUUGAGGAACUCUCCACAAACUGUUCACCCAGAACCUCUGCAGGCAUCACGUCCUCCUCACCGUUAGGCCACUAGACUGCCAACGACAACGCUUCGUUAGCAGGGAACUGUCAGCAUCGAUGUUCUAAUUAAAAAUACUUCAUGGUUCUGUUCAUGUCAGAGAUCAGAUGUGACCGUCGUGGUGUUCAGUAAAUCUGGCAGAACUCAUGGAGCUCGUUUGUGAUUUGCUGUCCUGUUUCUCACUUGUUUCAGUUGAUAGAAGGUACAAAUGAAUAAUGUUUGGAUUGGUGUGUGUGCAUAAAAACUGCUUCAAAACA
This is a messenger RNA of Stegastes partitus (bicolor damselfish), 3900 nucleotides long. It is a transcript of the gene mybpc3, whose product is annotated as myosin binding protein C3. The record is from RefSeq and is a predicted model, not a curated record. The transcript has 31 exons. Gene Ontology annotation, cellular component: M band. Gene Ontology annotation, molecular function: myosin heavy chain binding. Gene Ontology annotation, biological process: sarcomere organization; ventricular cardiac muscle tissue morphogenesis. Bases 61 to 3543 code for a protein of 1160 amino acids. Lineage: Eukaryota; Metazoa; Chordata; Actinopteri; Pomacentridae.